This is a messenger RNA of Rosa chinensis, 3996 nucleotides long. RefSeq lists its product as uncharacterized. NCBI's taxonomy places the organism in Eukaryota, Viridiplantae, Streptophyta, Magnoliopsida, Rosales, Rosaceae. The transcript is spliced from 2 exons. The record is from RefSeq and is a predicted model, not a curated record. The coding region runs from base 1 to 3996 and encodes 1331 amino acids. Gene Ontology annotation, molecular function: nucleic acid binding; RNA-DNA hybrid ribonuclease activity.
AUGAUACAUGGCAAUAUUCUGGUGUGGAAUUGCAAAGGUGUGGUUAACCGUGAAACACAGCAUGCUCUCAUUGAUCUAGUGCGAGCUAAGAGGCCGAGUUUGAUCUUUCUCGCUGAGACCUUGGCUCAGCAGGACAUCAUUGAUUCUUUUCAAGGAAGAUUAGGGUUCCGGGGUAAUUUAUGUUUUCCUCAGGAAGAUGGGUCGCAGGGUGUUGCCUUACUUUGGAAUGCAGAUCUCCAUGUUAGUCUACGCACAUACUCACCCAAUCACAUUGAUGCCGACAUUUCUGCAGAUGUGGGUGCACCUGCAAUUUGGCGAUUUACGGGCGUCUAUGGGGUUGCAGCUAGAACAGAACGACGUCGAACCUGGGACCUCAUUGAAACCCUUGCUGCUGAAGGGUGUAACCUACCAUGGCUUAUGGUGGGAGAUUUCAAUGAGAUUUUAAGCAAUGAAGACAAGUCUGGGGGUGUACCUAGGGCUGCUACUCCGAUGUUGAAGUUUAGGCAAACAAUGGCCAGCUGUGGUCUGAUAGACAUGGGCUUUGUGGGAUGUAGAUUCACUUGGUCGAAUAAGUUCACUAAGGAAAGGUUGGAUCGAGGUUUCCAAUGUGAGCAAUGGAGAAGGAGGUUCCCAUACAGCAGAGUUAUUACCUUGAAUCCCUCUGACUCGGACCACUGUCCAAUUCUAGUUGAGGUGAGGGAAGAGAAAAAGAAUUCCAAACGAUCACCAAAACGAUUUCGUUUUGAGGAAAUGUGGCAUGGCCACUAUCAAUGUAUGGAUAUCAUCAAGCAAAAUUGGUCUCGUCCUCUCACUGGUAAUGCUCUUCAACAGUUGGGCCAUAAAAUUCAAUAUACGGGUGAAAGGCUAUUUGAAUGGCAUAGUGUGGAGUUUGAAAAGCAGAACGUUGAAUUGCGUGUUGUGCAAGAAAAGCUCAAUGACAUAAUGAAAGCACCAUACUCUCCUACACAAUAUGAGGAACAAAGAGUCCUCCAUGUCAAACUUAGCCAACUUCUAGCCCAACAAGAAAAAUACUGGAGACAACGCAGUAGAGCUAUGUGGCUUAAGGAUGGGGAUCGUAAUUCAGCUUUCUUUCAUAGAAAGGCCACUAAUAGACGUACCAGGAAUGCUAUUAAGGGCUUGAAAGAUAGUCAGGGUGAGUGGCAAAUUGACCCCGUCAUUGUACAGAGGUUGUUAGUGAAUUACUACAAGAAUGUAUUCACUAGCAGCGGUGCCAAUUUGGAGGCUAUUAAUGAGGUGAUUUCGGCCACUUCUCCGAUGGUAACCAUGGAGAUGAAUGAAGCACUUCUUCAACCAUACACUGAGGAUGAGAUCAGAGCUGCAUUGUUUCAGAUGCACCCUUCAAAAAGCCCGGGACCUGAUGGUAUGUCUCCAUUCUUGUUUCAAAAGUAUUGGCAUAUUGUGGGUACAGAUGUUUGUGUUGCUAUCAAAAUGUUUUUGGAGAAAGGUGAAGCUUGGGCAGACUCAAAUUUUACGCACUUGUGUUUGAUUCCUAAAAUUCAAAACCCUACUGAAGAAGCUCAUUUCAGGCCUAUAGCACUCUGUAAUGUUAUCUACAGAAUCUGUUCAAAAGUUGUUGCAAAUAGGUUAAAGAAGUGCUUGCCGGAGAUUAUUUCACCUUUGCAGAGUGCUUAUGUCCCAAGAAGGCUAAUCUCUGAUAACACCUUAGUGGCCACAGAAGCAGCUCACUUUAUGCACAAGUUGACAACACAGGAGGAGGGCUUUUUUUCUCUGAAACUUGAUAUUAGCAAAGCCUAUGAUAGGCUUGAAUGGAGUUUCUUGUAUGCUAUGCUGGCUAGAUUGGGUUUUGCAGGAGCAUGGAUUGACAUGAUCAUGAGUUGUAUUAUGUCAGUUAGUUAUGCAGUCUUGGUUAAUGGUGAAGUGACUCAAAAAAUUCUUCCAACAAGAGGCAUUAGGCAGGGUGAUCCCCUGUCACCCUACCUAUUCAUUCUUUGUGCGGAGGGACUAUCAGCUCUGAUUACGCAAUCUGUCAAUCAAGGCCUUCUUAAAGGUUUGAAAAUGUGUCCGCAAGCUCCUACUUUGCACCAUUUAUUUUUUGCUGAUGAUAGCAUCUUGUUUGGAGCUGCUACUGCCAUUGAAUGCUUACAGGCCAAUCUGUUAGAAAUUUUGGAAGUGCAAUGUGUAGAGGAACAUGAUCGAUACUUGGGUCUCCCGCUUCGUGUAGGUCGAUCCAAGUCAGCCAUUUUUGCAUACCUGAAGGAGAAACUCAGUAAAAAGCUUAUUGGGUGGAAAACCAAAAUUCUUAGCUCAGCAGGUAAGGAGACUCUUAUCAAGGCAGUGGCUCAGACAAUGCCGUUAUAUACUAUGAAUUGUUAUCUGCUACCUAAAGGUUUGUGUGAUGAGUUCCAUCAAUUGUGUGCAUCUUUCUUUUGGGGUGAUACAGAUGAGAAAAAAAAGAUUCAUUGGCGUAGUUGGGAGAGAUUAUGCCUCACGAAACAAGAAGGUGGCAUGGGAUUUAAGAAUUUAUAUGCUUACAAUCUUGCCAUGCUUGCAAAGCAAGGUUGGAGAAUUGUUACAAAUCCGGAUUCUCUUAUUGCUCAGUUGUACAAAGCUCGUUAUUUUCCCCAUUGCAGCUUUUGGGAGGCCGAAAUGGGAGAAGCGCCAUCCUUUUCGUGGAGAAGUAUUAUGAAUGGUAGACAGGUGUUGCAGGCGGGUGUGAGAUGGAGAAUUGGGGAUGGCACCUCUGUGAACAUUUGGACGGAUAGAUGGCUGCAAAAUGGGCCUAUGCUACAGCGACCAGACCAUACGGAUUUUCGCAUGGUUGCAGACCUAAUCAAUUCUCAUGAUCGUACAUGGAUCCCUUCGACUGUGCAUUCUCUUUUCAGCCCGGAUAUUGCUAGUCGUAUCCUAGCUACACCACUGAGUCGACGUGCCAUCCAUGAUAGAUUGUGUUGGAGUCCAGACAAGAGAGGUCAUUUUACAGUGAAGACAGCUUAUUGGAUUGCCCGUGAAUCGGUACUUGGAAAUGUUUUGACUAGUUCUUCGGAUGGAGAUCCUUUUAAUAUGUUAUGGAAGGCUAUAUGGAAAGCAAAGGUUCCGGGUAAAGUGCAAAUAUGCAUUUGGAGAGCUGCAAACAAUCUCUUGCCAACAAGAGCCUGUCUAACAACAAAGGGAUACACAGGUGAUACCAGCUGCGUCCUCUGUAAUCACAGGUUAGAAGAUGUAUCUCAUGUAUUGUACAAAUGCCCUAUUGCAGUUGAGCUCCUAUCUUCCCCUCCUCUAAAUCUCCAACAAUCCUUACUACCUCAUAUAAACUUCAAAGAAUGGCUACUGGAUUGUGCUAUGCAUCUGAAUCUUGCUACCUUUGAAAAGUUGAUGAUGGUUUUAUGGUCUGUGUGGAAGAAUCGAAACAGUAAGCUCUGGGAUGGUGUGGCUCAAACAGCACCUCAUAUUCUUCUAUACUCCAUGGCCUGGUUGGAAGAGUUCCAUAAAGCUCGGGAUGUGCAUCACAACACGGGUGAUAGAAGUGUCAAGCAGACUUGGAAACCGGCAACUGAGGGCCGAAUUAAGUUGAAUGUGGAUGGAUCUUUCAUUCCAAGUAUGCAAAGAGGAGGGGCAGGAGGUGUCAUUCGAGAGGAGAAGGGUCUUUUUAUUGCAGCUUUUGCCCAUACUAUGCCCCAUGUAGCCUCAGCGAAGCAGUCCGAGCUCUUUGCCGUUAGAGAGGGUCUUGAUCUAGUCCGAUCACUAAACCUGCAGAAUGUCACUUUAGAAAGUGACUGUUUGGAAGCAGUACAACUGAUCACUAGUGAGGACCACGACUUUGAUGAGCAACGAGAUGUCUUGGAUGACAUUGCAGUCCUUGUGAAUGCACUUCCAAGUGUAGAGAUUAAGCAUGCCUCUCGUACUUGUAACAAUGUGGCUCAUAAUUGGCUGCAAUUGCUUUUGAGUCAAACCAACUUGAGGUCUGGUUUCAUGUACCGCCAAGCUCUAUUACUGAUGUACUCCAGCAUGACUUAG